This is a messenger RNA of Tachysurus vachellii, 1118 nucleotides long. RefSeq names its product SET domain containing 9 (gene setd9). Lineage: Eukaryota; Metazoa; Chordata; Actinopteri; Siluriformes; Bagridae. The transcript has 7 exons. The record is from RefSeq and is a predicted model, not a curated record. Bases 49 to 918 code for a protein of 289 amino acids. Gene Ontology annotation, molecular function: protein binding.
ACUCAAUGCGUUUGUAAUUCACAGAGCAGCAACUCUCAAUGGCUUAGCAUGAAGAAUUUACUAAAAGUUCUGGAGGGGAAAUGGAAACGUUACAGGCACAGAUUCGUCCCUUGGAUUGCUUUAAAUCUUAGGAAAAACGAGAGGACCCUCCGUCAGGUGAAACAGCGGUCAGAAGACAAGCGGAUGGACGAUGAACAAGUCCUCGUGUCCCUUGUGAGACUUUUUACCGAGUUGCUUAGAAACGACGCGAGCAAUCAAAGCGAACAGCUUCGCCUGUUAGCAGCGUCCUCUCGCCGUGAAUACUACAUUACCCACAAUGCCGCAGUGCGCAGACCGGAAGCGACGCCUUGUGAGAUUAUGCUAAACACCUUUGGCUUCUGUGUGGAGAAAAUGGCUAGCUCUCUGCCGGGGGCGGGAAUUGGGGUGUUGGUUACCCAGGGACAGGUGCCCAAAGGUGUACCUGUAGCCAUGUAUCCAGGAACUAUCUAUCAGGCCGACGAACCCAUUUUUUUCCAGUCCAUUCGGAACCCAUUUGUAUUUCGAUGCAUCGAUGCUGUUUUGAUUGAUGGAAAUGAUAAAGGACUCUCGAGGCUAGUGUUUCGGUCAUGCAGUGGGCGGGACCGACUCGGCCCAUUUUGUUUGAGUGACAACUCGUGGUUGACUCCCCACCCAGAAAACCCUCUGGCAGUGGGGCAGUAUGUCAACAACUGCUCCAAUGAGAAGGCUGCCAACGUGUGCUAUCAGGAAUUUGAUGUUCCAGAGGAUUUUCCCAUAGAACUUCGUCAGUAUCUUCCUAAUGUUAAUUACAGGCAUAAUGUACAAAGGAGUUUGCGCUGUGUCGUUCUAGUGUCAUUAAGAGAGAUUAACAGCGGUGAAGAACUUUUCUCCAAUUACUACACCAUAGUGCACGAUUCCUGAUAUGAUCAUCACUUUUCAAUGAUUGUAAAAAAAUUAUACAUACGAGUUCAGCAAACCCCUAAGACGUAGUAAUACUGUACAUUCAACUACUUCACUAAUCCCGGUGAAGACAGCACAGGCAGCUACUGGCUGCGCCUGCACACAGACCACUGCUGUAUCACUGAUGUACUGAUCCUCAAGCACACUACACCCACUUGCAG